AUGCCACCAAUAUAUACUUUGUAUAGUGAAUCUACUGAUGCCAAAAAUUUUCAAGGAUGUGGAUAUAAAUUAGAUAGUAAAGAACGUGAACUUGAAUCUCAAUGCAAUAAAAGCGUAAUUAAUGUGAUUACUAAAGAGCUAGAAAAAAAAAAUGCCAAGAUUUUACAUCUUCAGAAAAAAUUAAAUUGGUACAUUAAUGACAAAAAUCAAAAUAACUUGAUUAAAAAACAACUCAAAGAAAAAAUUAAAGAGUUGAAAAGCAAAAAUACCAAUCUUACUAAGUAUAAAGCCAAAUAUUAUAGUAAACUAAAAGAAGCGAAUUCAUUCCAAUCUAGAAUCAAGUCAUUGGAAGAAGAAUUAUCUUUAACUCAGAAAUACUCAUCAAAAAAAGAUUCUGAGAUAAUGUCUCUCAAAGCUGAAUUGGUGAAUAUAAAGAUUGAAUUAGAUUCUAAGAUCAGUAAGCUUGAGCAUCUAAAAUCAGAGGAUAUUUUAGUAUCUGUGGUUGGUGAAGAUAGUGAAAAAAAUAUAUCAAAGUCUAGACCCGAAGAGAAAGAGGCUAAGUCUUGCUCUGCAUCAUCGUUGCUUUGCAAUAAUAAUAUCUCUGCAAUUAGUAAAACUAGCAAAAAUCUCAGUCAAUAUUUUGCAUGCAGAAAAAUUAUGAAUGAAGUCAAAAAAAUUAGCACUGAUAUACUGACUCAUACCAAUGAUAAAAUUAGUCCAAUAUUAGAAUCUUCAAAAAUCGAUACUAAGGUUACUUCUAAGAUAAGUGAUGAAACUAUUAUUAAUGAAAAUAAUAAAGAUAAUAUAUUACAACCAAUCAAUGCAGAAAACUAA
Cetraspora pellucida is the source of this 834-nucleotide messenger RNA. The record is from the annotation of a GenBank genome assembly. Lineage: Eukaryota; Fungi; Glomeromycota; Glomeromycetes; Diversisporales; Gigasporaceae.